AUGUCGGAAAUAGUCAUUGUUGGCUCAGGUAUCAUUGGCCUUUACACGGCCCUUAUUUUGUGUCGUUGCGAGCUUGCUACGAAAAUUACGGUCGUUGCGAAAUGGCUGCCCGGUGACAAUAGCAUCGAGUACACCUCGCCGAUAGCGGGGGGUAACUUCAGCUCAAUCUCCGCGGCGGACCCCGCAGCCCUGGAGUACGACCGCCUGUCGUUUUUGUACUUGGAUGAAAUUUUCAAAAACUACGGAAGAGAGGCAGGUUUGGCUCGACUGAAAACCACCGAGUUUUGGAGACAGAAGCCCCCGGCGGCUAAAAUCGAGUCACUCAAGUCGUAUGUGCCCGAUUUUGAAAUCAUCGAGGACAAAGAAGUUCUCAAGUCCAAGGAUGCGUCGUUUGGUGUGAGAUACACUACCUACAAUUUCUACUGCCCGCACUUUUUAAAGUUUCUGUAUAACAAGCUGCGGGACCAUGGGGUAACUUUCUUACGCCGCGAGCUUUCGCAUAUUACUGAUGCAGCCAGCGCCAAGACUGAGGUGAUUUUCAACUGCACCGGGAAUGGUGCUGCAACAAUUGGUGGGGUAAGUGACAGCAAGUGCAUGCCCAUCAGGGGUCAGAUUGUUCUUAUUCGGGCUCCCCACAUUAAUGAAAACUUUGGUUUACUGAGUGAGGACCGUGAACCUAUCUAUGUUAUUCCCCGGCCAUUCUCUGGCGGCCAGGUUGUUUUGGGUGGGUACUACCAGAAGGGCGACUCCACCCCGGACACCUUCGGCUACCAGUCGGCUGCGAUUAUUGACAAAACCACUCGCUACUUCCCCCAGCUUCUGGCCAAGGGCCCGCUAGACGUAAUUGUUGAGAAAGCUGGCCUGCGGCCUGGACGGGAGGGCGGAGCCCGGAUCGAGAAAGAAACUAUCAACGGUAAAACAGUUAUUCACAACUACGGAGCUGGUGGUACUGGUUUCCAGAGUGGUCUUGGAAUGGCCCUCAAGGCUAUUGAACUUUAUCUGCCUUCUCCGCGUUUGUAG
Messenger RNA from Wickerhamiella sorbophila, 1020 nucleotides. Its product is annotated as D-amino-acid oxidase. The transcript has a single exon. The record is from RefSeq and is a predicted model, not a curated record. NCBI's taxonomy places the organism in Eukaryota, Fungi, Ascomycota, Dipodascomycetes, Dipodascales, Trichomonascaceae. The coding region runs from base 1 to 1020 and encodes 339 amino acids. Gene Ontology annotation, molecular function: D-amino-acid oxidase activity; FAD binding.